GGAGGAGCGGGAGAUUGAAAAACGUAAACAAACCUUUUAGCGGCUCCGAACUUUAAUUUUACUCUAAAAUAUCGAACAAAAUGCUGAACAAAGCUCCCAAACUGAAGAGUACCGUCAAGAGCAAGGCGAAGGGCAGCAUCAACGUCCGGCCGGCGUCGGAGGCGAUGAUUGAGCUGUUGACUCUCCUGUUCCUGAACAGUCUGACUGAGGAGGCCAAGGCCAAAGCGUUUGAGGAGAAAUCCGCCACCAUCAGAGCUCAGCACGUCCGAGCGGUCACCAAGAAAGUGCUGAAAAAGUCGAGAGGAUGACGAUGGCGAGGCUCAUCGCUUCUGUUUUAUGGACUUUAUGACAGACGAGGAAUAUUUUUGUGGUAUGUUUUUGCCUAAAAUCAACUCUUUCUUUUGUUUUUUUUCUUUUUUUUUUUCUUGCAUUCCCUCUGCAAGCAGACGCUCUGAGUUCCUGUCAUCAGAGUUUGUUUUUUCUUAUUAAAUUCUUCAUUUUUCUGGCUUUUACACGUACUUUAAACGUCUCGGUGCCACAACUCAAAACUACCAAAUGUGGAAGUUUAACAGAAAUAUUCAAACAGUUUAGCGAAACAAUUUCAAGUCGACUGAGUGUUUUGUGUGAGGAGCCGAAGCUGUUAGUGGAGGCUCCUGUCAGCUCUCAUAUCGCUUCGGCUUCCUCCUCACUUCUUCACGCUGCAUAGAUUUAUCCGACAUGAUCCUUUUUUUUUUUUUUGAUACUUGCAAAUUCUGAAACUGAAAGACGGUGUUGGACACCAAGAUUACACACCGUCACUGCUGCUCAGAACAAACUGAACGGAGGAGAAUCUGAAAGACUCUUAAACAGGCUCUGAAAGCUGAAAACUGGUUUGAUCGAUGAGGUUCAACUGUUCUAUAACACAUGAGUUUUUUUCUCCGUUUCACCACCAGAACAUCCAUCCACAAGUGUUUAAACAUGAACAUGUUAGAAAGUGAUUCUUCCACAGAGUGACUCAUGUCUAUAGAUGUUCAGCUGGUAUUAAAUGUUGGUAAAAAAAUGCUCCUUC
Messenger RNA from Stegastes partitus (bicolor damselfish), 1048 nucleotides. RefSeq names its product centromere protein W (gene cenpw). The record is from RefSeq and is a predicted model, not a curated record. The coding region runs from base 81 to 308 and encodes 75 amino acids. Gene Ontology annotation, cellular component: nucleoplasm; kinetochore. The transcript is spliced from 3 exons. Gene Ontology annotation, biological process: kinetochore assembly; chromosome segregation; mitotic cell cycle. Gene Ontology annotation, molecular function: DNA binding; protein heterodimerization activity. NCBI's taxonomy places the organism in Eukaryota, Metazoa, Chordata, Actinopteri, Pomacentridae.